AUUGUCGAAAGAUCCCGCGUGUUUAGUGGCCGUCUUGUUUGAACAACUGCCAGCGAUACCCCUGCACAUUUGUCGCUUGGCGAGUUAACUUCGUCCAAUGUCGCACGCCUGUUUCUACCGCUCACUCCGCGCGCACCAGCCUCUCUUGUCCGGACGAUUGCCACAACAGAGAAGUUUUUUGCAGACGCAAAAGCAGAAGUGGAGUGGAUUUUGCAGUGGAUUGAAUUCCCGCGCCGCAUAACAAAAAACGUCAAAUCUAUAGAGAUUGGGUGCGGAAACAAAAAAGGCUAAGAAAUCUGCACCCGGCCGGCAAAUGGAAACGGAUUCUUUCCGCCUGUAACUAUUGGUGGAGCAAUGUGAACCUGCGAGACGAUGCGUUCCUCAAGAAUGAGUUGCGUAAACAAGGGGGAUGGUGCCGCAUCUCGGAACUGCUGAAGUUUCCGAAGCUAAAAAUUUGGACCGAUGCGGAACUUGUCAUUGAUUCCCUGACAAGUACCGCUGCACAUAAGUGGGAAGUGGAUGUGAAUGAGGCGUUUCCUAUGAAGUCCAAAGUUCGCCGCGUCGACGUGACGCUGGACUAUAUCGAUGAAAUCGAGCGCGAGAUGGAUGUAGACGAAAACGAUGACAAUAAAAGCACGACGGCUAGUGGCCUUGAUCUUGAAAGCAACCCACUCUCUGAACACGAAAUCAAAAAGUCGCCUCCAACACAAAAGGAACGAAAUCUGCCAUUUUUCAAUUCUAAACGGAAGGUUAUCGUGGCCCGGUCACCCAAUGACAUCGCUCCCCUAUGCAUGAAACUUACGAAAUCAAUCAAACAAUCGGGACCGAAUUCCUUCCCUCUAGUACUUGGAAUGGACGUGGAGUACGCCACAUUGGAAUUGGAUAUUCGGGGUGACCUGCCGGCCAUGCUGCAGCUUGCGAGUCCUGAUCCUACCGGACCAGUUGGUCUUUUCUGGCUCGACAAACUACCGAAUCACGGUAAAUCCAUCUUGCACGACGGAGAAGCGUAUAAACCGUUGCUAUCCAUUUUGGCGUCUUCGGAUAUCGAGAAGGUCGGCGUUGGUUUGACGUCAGAUGUCCGGCACUUGUUGGAUUGGUGGGGCGUUUCCGGUGCGGCCACAUACUCGCCAUACUUUAUCGCGAACACGGUGGAUAUAUCGGAAGUGUACUCGUCAGACACACGCGUGGCCGACCGUUCUCUGCAGGAAAUGUGCGAGUCGGUGUUGCAGUUGCGUUUGCGCAAGCGCAAGUCGAUUUCGAGAAACAAAAAACGCUCGCACUGGCGUGCGGAAGUGUUGACCAAGCAAAUGAAAGAAUACGCUGCCAACGACGCGGCGUGCGCAGUAGAGGUCUAUUUGUCCCUGUGUGCCGAAGAAUCCGACGACAGUGAUGAUUCAGGUGACGACGACGAAAACGAUCACAGCUCCAUAGAUCAUUCGGAUGCUGAUGAAAGGGAUCCUAGUUCAUACCAAUAG
This is a messenger RNA of Phaeodactylum tricornutum CCAP 1055/1, 1475 nucleotides long. RefSeq lists its product with no specific name. The record is from RefSeq and is a predicted model, not a curated record. Gene Ontology annotation, biological process: nucleobase-containing compound metabolic process. Bases 540 to 1475 code for a protein of 311 amino acids. Gene Ontology annotation, molecular function: nucleic acid binding; 3'-5' exonuclease activity. NCBI's taxonomy places the organism in Eukaryota, Bacillariophyta, Bacillariophyceae, Surirellales, Neidiaceae. The transcript has 2 exons.